Molecule: messenger RNA, 1740 nt
Organism: Trametes versicolor FP-101664 SS1
Lineage: Eukaryota; Fungi; Basidiomycota; Agaricomycetes; Polyporales; Polyporaceae
Product: Metallo-dependent hydrolase
Exons: 12
Coding region: 22-1623 (533 amino acids)
Biological process (GO): inosine biosynthetic process; adenosine catabolic process
Molecular function (GO): adenosine deaminase activity
Source: RefSeq, a predicted model, not a curated record
CCACCCACCAUUACCGCAGACAUGGACGACUAUCAUGCACAACGGAAGCAACUUAUUGCAGACGACAGGGCUCUGCGGAUUGACCAUGCCGCACAGAAGGAAAUUUCCGAGGAGGAGCGCAGAGCCGACAAGAUGCUCAGGCACAUUCGUUCCUCGGAGGCGGUAUCGGUAUGGUCUGCCACCCAGCCAUUGAAACAUCUACACGGAUCGCAACAGCUAUUCCCUGGUAUGGCAUUUUUGACAGCCAGAGAGACCAUCGUCGGCACCAAGCUUUUUGACAUCCUCAGCAAGAUGCCGAAAGGCGGCCUUCUUCACGCUCAUCACGCUGCGAUGGUGCGGGUGGAUGUGCUUCUUAAGCUCGCGCUGUCGCAACCCGCCAUCCAUAUCCGAGUUCCCGCCGUCCUUUGUUCCGCCACCAUCGGAACAGCGCUGCCAGAAUUCCGUGGUCUUUCCCGUGCUGAGUGGACGACGCAUCCUAGCAUCACGGAUCAGCGAUAUGCGCCCGAUACGUGGGUGCCCAUACAGAACGCACGAAGCAAUUUCAGCCAUGCUCUCGGCGGUCCUGAAGGUUUUGACCGCUGGUUCACCAAUAUCAUGACAAUCAACCCGUCUGAGGCAUAUGGCACACACAACACCACGGGUGAAAUUUGGAAGAAGUUCCAAAGCACAUUCAUAGCUGCCCAGGGUUUGAUAUUCUUUGAACCCAUAUCGACCGAAUACAUACGUGAAUUCUUUUACUCGUCGAUCGAGGACGGCAUCUCUUAUGUGGAAGUCAGGAUGGCGUUCCAUCAGAAGUACAUGACUGGUGCCGAUGGCGAGCGCAACGUUCCCCAUCGUGUGUGGCUUCAGCUGUACGACCACAUACUCAAGGAAGUGAAGGCGGACAUGAAACAGCAGGGGCGCGAGGAUGAAUUCGUCGGGUCCAAGAUCAUAUACUCCAUCCUACGGAUCAUCACACCCGAGGAAAUCGAAUGGUAUCUGGAGGACUGCAUCGCGAUGAAGCAAGAGUUCCCGCACCUCAUCUCGGGCUUCGAUCUCAUCGGGCACGAGGACACGCUCCUGCCACUCAUCUACUAUGCCGAGUCGCUCUUGCGCUUCGUGGAGCGUCAGAAAGAGUUAGGCAUCGAGAUCCCCUUCAUGUUCCAUGCUGGCGAGACGCUCGGAGACGGCACCGUGGCGGACAUGAACCUUUACGACGCUAUACUCCUGGGUACAAAGCGGAUCGGACAUGGGUUCUCGCUGAUCAAGCACCCCAAGCUCAUGCAGAUAUGUCGAGAAAGAGACAUUUGCGUCGAAGUGUGUCCUAUAUCGAACGAAAUCUUGCGCCUAACCGGCUCUAUGCCGAUGCAUCCCCUCCCUGCGGUCAUGAACCAAGGCGUGCACGUCGCUCUCUGCUCGGACGACCCGGCCGUCUUCGGGAAUAUGGGUCUCACCUUCGACUUCUACCAGGUCUUCGUGGCGAGCGAGGUCAACAACCUCACAACUCUUCACGAACUCGUGUGGGACAGCAUCAGAUACUCUGCUCUCAGCCACGAGGAAAAGGAGUGUGCGUUUGAGAAGCUAGAGAGACGGUGGAACAUUUUCGUUCGCUAUAUCUUGGAUACCUACGGCGGCGCAGCGUAACGAGAACUGAACCUGCAGGUAUUGUUGAACCGCCCGAAGGAUGCAUUGGACGCGUACUCCAUCCACCCAGCCUUGAAUUUGUACCCUUUAUAUGAAAAUUUCAAAUCAAAUAUGUGU